AUGUCACAAGCUUCCACAUCAUUCGACCUCUAUCUUUGUCGUCCUUCACUCAGCUCGACAGGUUUCCCGCCUGAAGGCGGUCGCACCUACGACCUUGUCAAAGACCUCCUCAAAUCAGAGCUCGAAGGCCACGUCAUCUUCGAGGCCGACCUGAACAUUCAAUGGAGUGCUAGCAUUUUCCACCAAUUGGUUCUGAAAUCUUCGUUGAAGAUCAAGGAUGUUACAGGGAUCACAUACUACGGCCGAGAUAAUGGGCCACGGGUGUAUGUCCGGGGCGCGUGGAGCUUCAAUCGCCAAAAAAAGCCUAAAUUUAACGAUCAGACCGACGAUUCUGGGUCAAGCGACUACAAUCAUACAUCCACCAACACAGAUACAUACGUUGACACAGAUGCUGAGACCUCAGAUCCGGGGAUAACCUCUCAGGAUACGGACGCCACCUGGAGCCGCGAUGAAUACGAUGGCACCCCAAACCUAGGAUCGAAGAGGGGACGUAAAGCGUCAUCGACCGAGAAAGACUUGCAGUACCUUUUCAAAGCCAUUCAGUAUGCCCUGCGCCGUAAAUCGCACAUUCGAGCCAAACUUUCCUUCGAAAUAUCGGACAUCGAACGAUACUGGUCUGCAGAGUUUUCUAACUCACCGAUACCAGACCCCUAUAAUGCACAAAAGCCUGACCUCGCUUUAUUCUAUUACAAGAGUAAAGCUUGCGUGAAAGCGUGGACAGACGUCCUGAGCUUUGUCGAGCAUACGUACUCUGACUUUGGCAAGAGGCGUGAUUUAGGAGUGUACUGGGGGUCUACCAAUAAAGCUUAUCUCAUUAUGCGAGACCAGCCCUGGCGUCGCUUCGUCGUCUCAUUCUCUAUAUGUGCGGAACAGCUUCGCGCCCAUUAUUGCGACCGCUCGGGCCUCAUCAUAACUCUUCCGACUCCCAUCCAAUCGUGCCCCACCGAUGUCGUCGAUACAAUAGCUACCCUCUCGUUAGCGGAUCCGAGCCUUUUGGGUCUCGACCCCACCAUCCAUAUGUGCAUAACUUCGUGCAAGGGCACUCAUACCGACCUAGUAGAGGGGGCAAUCGGUUGGGUAGAUAACAAUUUUAAAAGAAGAUACACGAUUAUGGCUGUUUUGUGGAAGAGCCAGGGUCUAUUUUGUCGCGGAACGGUUUGCUACCGCGUUUGGGAUCCUGUAGACGGGAAGGAAUAUGCGAUGAAGGAUUGUUGGGUGACUGAGGCGAAGAGAUACCACGAAGCGGACGUCCUUGAGAGGGUCAAGGGCAUCCCUAAUGUGGUCCAACUCAUAGACCAUUGGGAUGUCCUGUUCAAUGGAGAGCCCGACUGCACAUCCCGCAUCCGAGAUGGAUAUGGUAUCCUGCUUGAGAACAGACCGGACAAGAGGUUCUGUAACAGGUAUCACCGGCGCCAUGUCUUGAGCCCCUGCGGAGAUCCGUUAUGGGAUUUCAGCUCCAGAAAGGAACUGAUUUGCGCCUUUCGUGACUUCGUUGUCGCUCAUGAAGCGAUGAUAAAACGACGAGUUUUACACGGAGACCUUAGCCCAAACAACUUCAUAAUCCAUCACGGUAUCGGGUACUUCAUCGAUUUUGACCACGCGUCAAUCAUAAAGGAAGGCGAAACAUUCACAGUCUCGUUCGGUACUGGAACUAUACCAUAUAUUUCUAUGCGCAUUUUGAAGAAGAUGUCAAAGAACGCCGACAUCAUCAAGAAGUCCAAGACGAACACCGACGCAAAUAAUAAUAACAUUAACAGCAUCACUCAGCUGGAACUGGUUGAACACAACCCCAGUGACGACCUUGAGUCACUUUUCUACAUUUUUUUCGAAUUCGUUUCGAAGUACGGCGGGACACACGGUAAACUUGCUUUGACUUGGGAUAAGACGAAUAUGCCGUGGGCCGAUGCCUAUGAGAAUUUGGGCGGUACAAGCAGUUUGCUUGCCACAUUUUUGGCGAAGAAGGGAGCUAUGUCUGAAGGUGAUAUCCUGAUUGAUAGGGUAUCCGACUACUUUGCAGACUUCAAACCUAUCGUUGACGAAUGGCGCACUCGAAUUAAUCACAUGGCGUCAAAUGCCGAAGAAAUCAUCGUUCACGACCAUAUCUUUCAAAUGCUUGUCGGAUUCAUUACGAAACUUGACAGUAGUAAAGAAGAAACCCCAUUGGACUCUCCGCUCCUUCCUGUAGCUCCUUUGAGUGCCCCAACUACUCAUCGUACCGGGGCUCCCCCCGGGCCUUCCCUACGACGUUCAUUGCGACUCAGCACAGGCCGGACCUAA
Molecule: messenger RNA, 2277 nt
Organism: Suillus bovinus
Lineage: Eukaryota; Fungi; Basidiomycota; Agaricomycetes; Boletales; Suillaceae
Exons: 3
Coding region: 1-2277 (758 amino acids)
Biological process (GO): protein phosphorylation
Molecular function (GO): protein kinase activity; ATP binding
Source: RefSeq, a predicted model, not a curated record